This is a messenger RNA of Xiphophorus maculatus (southern platyfish), 6893 nucleotides long. It is a transcript of the gene gabrzb, whose product is annotated as gamma-aminobutyric acid receptor subunit pi-like. The coding region runs from base 451 to 1833 and encodes 460 amino acids. Gene Ontology annotation, molecular function: neurotransmitter receptor activity; GABA-A receptor activity; extracellular ligand-gated monoatomic ion channel activity. Gene Ontology annotation, biological process: monoatomic ion transmembrane transport; signal transduction; regulation of membrane potential. Gene Ontology annotation, cellular component: GABA-A receptor complex; synapse; membrane. NCBI's taxonomy places the organism in Eukaryota, Metazoa, Chordata, Actinopteri, Cyprinodontiformes, Poeciliidae. The transcript is spliced from 10 exons. The record is from RefSeq and is a predicted model, not a curated record.
CAAUAGUCCAUUUGAAGCAGCAAUAACAAAAGAAGACAGGGGUUUCAUCAGUUUCCCACUGUAAUCAGAGGGCGUAUAAAAGGUGAAAGCAUCAUGUUUUUUGGAAUUCAACACAUGCGGAUUUGGAGACUCCAAAUCAGCUUCGACUACUUGGCGUGCGUCAUUGCGCAGCGGCGCGUCCAGCUCACGGUGGUUAACGGGAAUCUGCUGACAGGGCACAACCAGUUGUUUGUGCAGGCAUAUGUUUGCGCGGAUCAGCAGGUGCUACCUUAGAAAAAAGAUAAAAUACGUGUAUGGAAGUGGAGAUUUCAGCCGCGGCGAAUUGAGGGAGAACUCUUUCAUCGAAGGACUCUAAUUUCCAGGAUGCGCUGACGGACGCGUGUGUGACAUGAUCGUGGCGAUAGAUCGGAUCAGAUAAAUUCAACCAGGCGUCUUCCCUCCUUUGCAGCCAUGGCUCACUCCGUGUCUGGAGGGACUGUGCUCACUAUCCUCCUCAUUAGCAGGUUGUUAGAAAACACGCUGCUCAACGCAGAAGUGAAGGAAGGAGAGAUUCUGCCUCCUACCAUUCAGAGGCUGAUGAAAGGAUACAACAAGUAUCUCAGGCCUUUCUUUGACAAUGGUCCUGUGACGGUGGGAAUGAGUUUGGACAUCGCUAGCAUUGACACCAUUUCUGAGAUUAACAUGGACUACACGGCCACCAUAUUUCUCCGCCAGCGCUGGACGGAUGAGCGCUUGGUGUUUGAGGGCAACAAGAGCCUGAGCCUCGACGGGCGCCUGGUGGAGCUUCUCUGGGUGCCGGACACUUUUAUUGUUGACUCCAAAAAAUCCUUCCUGCAUGAUAUCACCGUGGAGAACAGACUGAUCCGCAUCUUCCCCAAUGGGACCGUCCUUUAUGCUCUGAGGAUCACCACUACUGUGGCAUGUAACAUGGAUUUGACGAAGUACCCCAUGGACAAGCAGACCUGCACGUUACAACUAGAGAGCUGGGGCUACAACAUCAACGAUGUCAUGUUUUACUGGACCCGAGGAAAUGAGUCGGUCAGUGGCUUAGACACCCUCCAACUGGCUCAGUACACCGUAGAGGACCACUACACAUCUGCCUCAGAAGCUGUCUAUGAAACAGGCCGUUACCCGAGGCUGGUUUUCCACUUCGAGCUGAAGAGGAGCAUUCUGUAUUUCAUCCUGGAGACUUAUGUCCCCUCCAGCUUGCUGGUAGUCCUCUCAUGGGUGUCCUUCUGGAUUUCCUUAUCUUCUGUUCCAGCUCGAAUUUGCAUAGGAGUGACCACAGUCCUGACUAUGACCACGCUGAUGAUGGGAGCCCGGACAUCGCUGCCCAAUGCCAACUGCUUCAUCAAGGCCAUUGAUGUCUACUUGGGAAUCUGCUUUAGCUUCAUCUUUGGAGCGCUUAUUGAGUACGCCGUGGCCCACUUCUGCACUUUAACUCAUGCUGAUGCUCACAUGCUGAUGUACGGCCACCACAUGUACGACAUGGACGACGAAAUGAACGGCAUCGUCACCACCAUUUCCACUCACGCCAACAGAGCCAAGAGACGCAAGGAGCCCGCCGUCACUUCCCCGCCGGCUCCUGCCUCGGCAGAACUCAGCGUCAGCCCCUCCAGUCCUUCAGGCAGUGAGCCCAAGCCUGAAGUGUCCCCUCCAGAACCCACCAACUGGUGCCUCACCACUCUUGCCACACUGCGCAAAAUCCUCCGCUUUAUAAGCUGCUGUCACAUUGAGAACCCCCACCACAUAGACAACUACUCCAGAGUUACGUUCCCCCUUUCUUUCGUCUUUGUCAACCUACUCUACUGGACAUAUUAUCUGUACUUCUAGUAUUGGCUUUAGAGCGGCGGUGUGUCUCUGAGAGUGUAAGGCAAAGACUGUAUGUAGACAAGAAGUGUAUUUUACUGUAUGUAUGUACAGAAAGCAUUAACAAGGUGUGUUCUGAGAUGGGUUUAUACCGUUUCUACAUUUGGUUUCAUAAGCAAAGUAGCAAACUCGAAUGAGACCAUUGUUUUUAUUUAUCUAUUUAUUUAUUUAGUUAUUUAAUUAAUACAUGUAGAAUUGCAGCUUCAUUUUGAAUAGUAAAACAGGUGCAUCUCAGUAAAUUAGAAUAUUAUUGAUAGUUGAAAUAGCAGUCCGGUGAAAAGUAUCCCCAUUUUUACAAUAUAAAUGCUCAAUAAUUGGUUGCUGCUCUUUUGAAUGAACAGCUGGAUCAGUGUGGCACGGCAUGGAAACUCGUUCUCUUAAUGACAUCCUUUAACUACUCUGAUUGUUGGCUCUGGUGUCGUUUGUCUUCUUCUUGACAAUACUUCAUAGAUUCUGUAUUAGGAUUAUGUUAGGAUAGUUUGCUGGAAAUCUUAACAAGGAUCUCCAUAUUGUUUGUCAUCAGAGGGAAGCAUAAGGAGCUCUAAAUGUUGGUUGUUGCUCUGACGGCUUGGUAAAACAGGGUGGAACAACACAGGCAGAUGUUAUUUUUUCCAAAAUCAGUGAAAUUUCCACAGUCAGUUUUAUGAAGAGCUCCGCUAAAAAAAAAGGCUGCACCUUUACUUUUUUCCUUCCACACAACCUUUCAGUAAAAUACUAACAUACAAAACUCAACCAACUUGAUAAUAACAAAUUCUUAUUUCUUGCAAAUUAGAAGUCUUCGCCUUGAUUGUCAAGGCUGAUAUUUUUUAGAUUCUAGCUAUGUUUUCUGUGAUUGGUCUGAUGUAAUAUUCAAAUUUCUGCAAAAUUAAAUUUGGAGUUUUUAUUAGCUGUAAUCAAAAUGAACGGAAAUGACUAGAAAUAUACCACUGCAUGUAGUAACAUUAUAUUACAUACAGGUUUUUAAUGAUAUUUUAAUUUACUUAGAUUCACCAGUAUACUUUUCAUUCCUGUUUUUCUAAAUAAAUCAGUUAUUUUGCUCAAAAGAAACGACCAGUUUAAUCAGAGAACAUAGGGUCUGAACAGUUCUACCAAUCGAAAAGCAGGAAAAGGCUAUUGCAUUCUUUCUACUUGAGAUAUAUUCAUUUUAAGAUGGAGCUGUGAUCCAAGGCUUGGUGACAGAUUUCACAAGGGCUGUUAUGUGAGAGCAAAUUCCCACAGCACUUUGAUUUUCUGCUGUGAUGGACUGAUCAUCGAUAUUUUAUAACUUCAUCUUCUAUUUUCUGGAACAUUUAGGAGGAAGUAGAGAAAAAACAAAUGGCAGCUGUGAGGUGAAAAAGACCCAUCAUAGAGUGUGUUAAAAAGAAAAAAACUCUAAACCUUUCUCCAAAUGGAUGAUCACUCCUGCCAGAGCUGGAAAAAUCUUUUUCUCUGUCACUCUGUGAGUUGCUUUUUUUUAAAACUAAGUAGUAAGGUUCUGUUUGCUUGCAUUUUUUGUUUUUUAUUGAGAAUACGAAUAUAUAUAGUGGCCUUUAAUCAUUUAUAAACCAAUUUUAUUACAGUAAUCAUUAUAUGAGUCUGAAGCCCCCUAUAUCCACUCCCUAUUAAGAAAUUGCACAUUCUGAAUUUUAUGAACACAGUACAUGUUAUUAAAUAACACAAAACAUAAAAAGAAACUGUAAAAAAUGGUCCAUCCUAAAAUACCAGAGGUAUAAAGAAAUUAUGUGCCAUAAAUGGUAAAUAAAUAUGCCAAACUGAAAAAAGACACCAGCUUCAUAUACAAAUGGUACAGGAUUUUUCUGGAUUUUUUUUAAAAGUCUGUCUCUCACAAUACAGACCUCUCCAUUCUUUGAAAGUGGAAAAAUUUUAAAAAAUGGAGGCGUCUCAAAUACUUUUCCUCCCACUGUAUAUAUCAAACCAUUUCCGAAGUAGUAUCUAAGUAUCAAAAAUGGGUUUUUUGGGGGGAUAUUUAAUUAUCAUAGAACAUAUUAUUAUCAACACUGCCUGCUCAUGUGAUGUUGUGGUAAAUUACAAUCUUGUCUCCUGAGACUCGCCUUAAAUUGAACUAAAUUUCCCCACUGAGGGGGAAAAGGAAACAUUAUUCUCUUCUUAAUCAACUCUGUGGUAUGAAAUAAACCUGACAAAGACAGAAAAACAAAUCAUUAUCACCAUAUCAUAAACUCUGGAUGUAGAUAGUUAAGCUUUUAUUAAUUCACACUGUGGUGUCAAUGCCCACAGAGCAGGGGUAACAGAUUAGACAUGUGGAUGUGCAGGACUGCCACACUUUAAAGUACAGUGAGAUAGUGAGCGAUACAUUAUUUAUGCAGUAUUUCUCUCUGUGGCUUCAGCAAUUGUUUCUCAGUAGUAGUAUCCAGGCUUUGUGGAAUGGGAAUGAAAUGGCCAAAAUAAAUAAAGAGGAUGGAAGCCUCUGUGCACUGUGAAAACGAAAACAAAACAGCAUGGCAUUUCUUGGUUUUCAUGAUUCAACUUUUACAAAGAAGGGAGAAAUCCCAUCCCAGUAAAUGCUGACAUAACCAUGAUGGGGCAGCAAGUGGCUAUAAUGUCUUUAUUACAUUUUAAAAGCCAUAAAAAGCAUUCUAAGUGUAGCCAGUGAUUGUGUUUUUGCAGCAACUUCACAUAAAAAAACAAUAGGAAACCGCUGUGUCCACUGAACACACAUUGAAGUGUAACGGUGAUAAGGUCAGAACAAAAUAUAGGACAAAAGUACACCCUUCAUGCAUAACAUUUUUGUCACUGUGUGCCCACAGUUGAUGUGUUUCAAAGAGGGAAAUGGGCAAACAUUAGGAUUUGAGUUUAUAGUGCCCUUGUGACUGGGUCAGAGCAUCCAAUAACCCUGUCUGGAGUGGUCAGUCUCUAUUUAAAGUGGUUCAAGGAAGGAGAAGUUGUGACUCUGUGACAGGGUCAUUCAUGUACAGGCUGUCCUCUGGAUAGACUGGAUCUAUCCAACAGAAAAGCCACUGCUGACCAAAUUGCAGAUUAAUUUAAUACUAGUUCUGAUAGAAGGGGGCAAGAAUACACAGACCCUCAUAGUGUGUUGCCCUUCUGACUCCUGUUCAGUGCAGAAAUAACCAACAAUCUGAUGAAUUAAAUUGUCUUUCACAAUCCAUGAAUGGCCAGGUGAGCGUGCGUUGCCUAUCUGGGGAACACAAAGCACCAGGAAGCGCUACAAAAAGAAGGCAAGUUGCAUUAGCAUGAUAAUGACAAUGUUCUGCUGCAAAAUGUCUCUGCAGAUGUCACUUUGACUUUGACGCCACCUACCCAAGCAUUGUUAUAGAUCAUGUACACCCAUGUAUGGAAGCAGUGCAGUUGUCUGAAUGUACCUUCUUUGUUUGAGGAACACAACAACGUGUUUGAGGUGUUGACUUGGCCUUCAAAUCUCCCAAAUCUAAAUCCAUUGGACUGACAUGAAUCCAUAAAGUUUCAGCUAACAGGACUUAGCGGACAUGCUUCUAACAUUUUACAAGAUGCUGCAGCACACCUUCAGCGUUGUAGAGGAGCCCAAGCCUCAACGAGUCAACAGUAUUUGGCUGGUGAUCACAAUGAUAUGCUUGAUCUUGUUCUCUUUGAAAGAAGAACAAUUUUAUAAUUCUGUUAGGGAGCAUAAAAUAUAAUAUAUUUUUUUUAACUUUAACUUAAUUUACUUUUGAAAUGUAUCUUUGGGCUUUCAGUUUUCCCUCUGACUAAGUUAUAAUGUGGUGACCUCCACCACAUUAUAAUCUGGACAGCAGGUGUAAAAUAUACCCGAUUUCACAAUGCCUUGGUUUGUUUGCUCACAGGAAUUUGAGCCAAAGAAGAUGCUUUCAUUAUUCUUAGUUUUCCCUUUAGUGUCAAAUGCUUAAAGUGCUUUGCUGAAAAGAAUCUACCAUGAUUGUUUUUGUCACUAGAGAAUACAUAAACUGCAUGUUGUAGGCGAGCAGAUGAAAACAACAACAGUCAGACCACAGGAGUCAGUUGAACUAAAGAGAUGCAUGUUUAUUUAUUGCCGUUUACUCAAUAUUACUGUGAAAAACUCAAAGUUGGUGAAUUAAAACCACAGUUCAUUUUUAAAGAACUAAUUUUGGGUUUGUCAAAAGGAGAGCUAAACAGUCAAUGUACAGUAAUGACCUGCUUUAGCUCCACGGUUUUCACUGUCUGCCGUCUACAGACAAACAUUUCAAUUAUUUCUUCUGCCUGAUGCUUUAUGAAAAAUAGAAUCUUUUUAGUUUGUAUUUUCCUUUCUGCAUGGUUUUAUGUGUACCUUUUUUCCUUCUACAUUCUUUUAUUUUGUCUAACACACAGAAUUGGUCUCUGUAAAAAGCUAAUUGUGAGGACUGGGUUCGUAGAAAGCUCAAUGCCAAACAUGAGAUUUAAAAUUUUGAAAAUUCAAAUUUUCAGACCCUUCCACCAAGCUGUGAGUGACAUCUUCUCUGUGGAUGUUGGAAAACAUUUACUUUUUAUAUUUAAUGUCAUCAUUAUUACUUUGCUAAGCUAGUUAAGCUUAACACGUGCAUGUAAAUGUGGAACCAAAGAGCCACAACACAGAGAACACCGAUCCAGUCAUAUUUUAAAAACACACUGAAUGAACAUUGUUUUGGACAUUGAAUGCUGAAGGACGUCAGUGGGACAUCGGAGGGAUAUAUUUAAAGGAUAAUGGUAAAUAGAGACCUUUCAUCCUCCAGUGUGGGGGAUCUGUCAGUUAUAAACUAUCAACUGAGAGGACAACUUUACUUUACGGGACAUUUUCUUGUCAAAUGUAUUUAUACACAAUAGUAACAUCCAGUUGCUCUAUCUACUGUAAAUAAACAAUACCACUAUGCAUGUUUAUCUGGUGUAUGAAUGUGAAUAAUAGCAAUAAAAAGGUUUAAUGUGUUAUUUGUUGAUGCUUUGCCAAUUUUGUUUGAAGGUGUUUAAGAAGCUUUUCAUGACCUAACAGGAAUCCUAAGAGCUGAAGAGCCGACUCAUCCUUCAAAAAAGAUGAAGACACAGCUUGUAAUUUUAAUAAAGGAACAUUAAAAGACUGGUAAUAA